Molecule: messenger RNA, 1002 nt
Organism: Papaver somniferum (opium poppy)
Lineage: Eukaryota; Viridiplantae; Streptophyta; Magnoliopsida; Ranunculales; Papaveraceae
Exons: 3
Coding region: 1-1002 (333 amino acids)
Source: RefSeq, a predicted model, not a curated record
AUGGAGGAAAUAUGGGCUGUAGUAACUAAAAUGGGCCCUUUCACUUCGCCCGGACCAGAUGGGUACUCUCCGGUUUUCUACAAGAGAAGUGUUGGGGUACACAUUGCAGUGAUCCCAAAGAUUAAAAGCCCAGAUACACCUUCUGAUUAUCGUCCAAUAUCUUUAUCCAAUGUUUUGUACAAGAUUGUGGCAAAAAAACUUGUCAAACAGACUCGAGCCGCAUCUGGAAGGAUUUGUAUUUUGGUCGCAAAGUGCUUUUGUGCCUGGUCGCCAGAUUUUUUGGGUAUUAUAUUCAUUGCAAAGGAAUUGCUUCAUUUUAUGCACAAUUCUAGAGCGGUAAAUGGGCACUUUGAUCUAAAGGUGGAUAUUGUGAAAGCCUACGAUAGAGUCAAUUGGAAGUUUCUAGGGGAUAUGCUGCAUAUUAUGGGAAUAUCUGGAACUGCUCAUUCUUUAAUCAAGGCAUGUGUGAUGUCUACCUCCUUUUGUAUUAACAUCGAUGGAUCUUCACAGGGAUUUUACAAGAGUGAAAGGGGUAUUCCGCUCUCUCCCACGUUAUUCAUAAUCUGCUCUCAGGGUCUCUCUUUACUGAUGCAACAAUUUGAAUCCCAAGGUACCAAGGAUAUAAAAUCAACAGAUGGAAUAAAUGUGUUUAAUCUGAAGAAGCUUCUACAACAAUAUGCAUCAAUGUCAGGUCAACUCACAGAUAACAAUAAAUCAGCCAUAUAUUUCAGUAAGGGAAUUUCAGAUUUAAGUAAACAGACGACAAUGCAAGAUUUGGGUGUUAGAGAGAUGGUGUCUGAUGAUAAAUAUAUUGGGAUUUUUCCUUUGAAGUCGGAUUUCAGAAUUGCAAGUUUCAAUUACCUUAUUGAAAAGUUUACCUCAAGAUUACCAGGAUGGAGAUUCGGCAGGGAGAACGGUAUUGCUACAAACUACUCUGAAUUCCUAUUUACUUCAUGGGAUUUUAUGUCUUCUACCAAAGGGUGUUACGCAGGAAAUAACUAA